AUGCGUCCUUCUAACGAGGAGGGGUUGGGAUUGUGUGACAUAACGGGGGGGAAUCAGAUCUCGCCCGAGCCGCUCUCGCGGGCGGCAGGGCGAAAACCUAGCCGUCGCCCGCCAGCUCCCCCUCCCCGCCUCUCCCCCUCCCCGCCGCCGCCGGAGGGCGCCACCGGGCGAAGCCCGGCUGGCGUCGGUGGCGGCGGGGUUCCUCUCCCACCUCCCCUGGGGCCCUGUGGCGCGAGACACAUGGGUCAGCCGAGGUGCGCGGCGCUGGCGCAGGGCGGCGCGGCGGCGCCCCGGGCUGCUGCGCGACGGGCGCAGCGGGUCGACGGCACGGCGGCGGCUGCGUGGAGCUGGUGGCGGGGCGUGCUGGCUUGGGGGUGGCGGGGCAGCAGUGGCUGCUUCGUCAGAUCCGGUGGCCAGCGACGAGGGCUGCGGCGACGCGGGCUGGGGGCGGCUGCCGGCUUGGCUGGGCCGGCCCCUGGCGUGGUGGAGCUGCUCAUCCAUGGGGUGGCUGCGUUGGGCGGAUCGCGCGGGAUGGUCCCGGUUGGAUCCCGCGGGAUCUGGCGCUGGGGUUCCUUCCAGCGGCGAGGGCUGGGUUCUGCAGGAGCCGCGGGCGGCCGGCGCUGCCGUGCUUAG
Messenger RNA from Aegilops tauschii subsp. strangulata, 633 nucleotides. The record is from RefSeq and is a predicted model, not a curated record. NCBI's taxonomy places the organism in Eukaryota, Viridiplantae, Streptophyta, Magnoliopsida, Poales, Poaceae.